UAAUAUGUAAAAACGUAUAAUGUCUGACCAAAAUGUAAACAAACCUUAAUUUUAUUUGAAAGGCAAAGUCAAUCAACUUCCGGUGCUUUCAUGCAACGCGUAGCUACUUCAAUGAAACAGCUGAGCGCGCUGUUUGAGAGCCCCCCGCCGUCAGGUGGGGCGGGAAGUACUGCAUGUUGGGAAAUGUAGUACUAUUUUGGGCAAUUUUAAAGCUAGUAAGGCAAUAAUAAACAACAUUUCCCUCUACCCUUUGCGCGUUUGCUUAUGUGGAACCCGGAAAUGUUAAUCGGCGCAGUCUGUUGACAAGCAACAGUUGAUUAACGGCUGUGAAACACCAUAUGGCUGCCUACUGCCAUCUGUUGGAAAUAUUAUGAACCCGUUGAACGCGAGAUGAUGAUGAUAAUGAAAUAUUGAAGGCACACAAUAUGGAGACGACGCCUUGCGCGGGUUUGGAAGGUGCUGUUAAAACGUAACCACGAUACAUAUAUGUGAUGUUGAUAUAUUUUCCCCAAAUGCAAGUUCAGCAAGCUGGUACCAUCUUUUUCUCACUUCCACAAUGAAACGGUAUGUUACACAAAUCUGUUAAAAAAUAUAUAUCAAAGAAUAGGAAAGCGGAAAAAAUAAUUGAUAUUUGUGAAAAACUGCGACUUUUUUGUGAAUAGUUGCUUAUAGUAAUAUUCAUUAUUUUUUUCUUCUCUGAUGUGCAGUGUUUGGUCUGUUUAUACCCCCUGGCAUAUUUGUGUUUGUAUUCUUUUGUUUUUUGGUUUCAAUUAUUGAUUUUUUUUUCUGUCUAUUUUGUGUUUGCAUUGUUGUUUAUUCUGUCGUGUUGUUGUUAAUAAAAAUAAUAAUAAUAAAAUGUUGAUUUUUAAAAAAAAAAAUUAUUAGCUAUCCAGCUCCCUCUUGCGACGAGACGAAAUUUCUUCUAAGUCAAAAAACAGUCAUAGAACCUGGAUCAUACGUCAGUGUACACGACAUAUUGGAUGUGGCAAAGCUGCUCCGAAACGAAUGCAAAUAAAUGCAUCCGAAAUGACCCAUUUAAUAACCACCCCACCGCCAUUCUAAAUCUAUCCAAGUACUUCCGCUGAAAAUGUAUGAUUUUAUUGGAAAGAUAAUACUCCCGUAGUAAACAAUAACUAUCAAAAGCAGUGGUGUUUUGAAUUCUGAAACCCAGUUGGGCUUCCACUGCCUGAGUUUUUGUUUUGUUUGUUUUUAACUUUCCACCCCUCAUGAGACCAAAGAGGAUGCUCCUGUGAAUUAGCUUUAACUGUCCAGCUCCAUUUACGUCCUUUUUAAUUCUUUAAAUAAUGUAUUUGGUGCCUUAUUUGUCAAUCGCAUUUAAUUAGCGCUGUUUUGUUCUGUGUGGUGUCGCGUUACAACUCUACUAUGGAAACGACUAAUGUGUCACACGGCAACGGCAUGACGUCAUCUUUAAUCGACGUCUCUAAGGAAUGACGGUAUCGAGGAGCGAACGCCUGAUUUCCCCAAACAGUUCUCCGUCUUCGCUGCAUGUUUCUUCGUUGUUCUCAUCGAUCACUUGGACAAUCUCCGCAGGGAAGAGCUAACAUGUAGAAAGGAACGAGGUUCGAGGACCGAGAAGAUUGCAGAACCAAGAAAUGGGAUUUAUCCGUUAUGUGACCGCUUUAAUUUGCCACAUGCAAUGUGGCGGGGAUGUUGCCGUACGAUUCAUCGGAGAUUGUAAAAUAGAUUAUUUUAGGGUAAAAUAGAUAGAUGGACAUUUCAAAAGGUCUGUCAGAAAUAUAUGAUGUGAAUGUUGUUUUAAUUUAUUUAUUAGCACGAUAAAAUGUGACACAUAUAUAUAGUCUUCAAAAAAUAAUGGACAUGUUUUUCUUUGCAUUGAGUUUGUAGGCUUUAUAGGUUGUCCAAAUGAUGGACAUCAAAAACUGCUUUGUGUUUAACUAAAUAUGUGGAAACCAAUCCGAUUUCAUUUUAUGGCUAUGUCACCUAUGUGCUACUAUUUGUAGAAAUUAUACCACUUUCAUGACAGACAUAAUUUUAUGUACAUUAUCUUUCCUAGUUAAUUUAAUCAUGUAAUUUCAGAUAUAAAUAUACCAGCAGAUGAUUGUAGCUCCACACAUUGCAUCAGGAAGCAAAGUUGACGAGACCAUAGUUUGAUUUUUGCUGAGGUGUGGGUACUUAUUUUACACUAGUACAGUAAUAAGAUUAGUAGUCUAAUCCCAGAGUAGACGGGAAUAGCCAAACACUAUUCCACUCUAGACUCAGGAAUAAGAGGACGGACCAGAGGAAUUUACAUGGACUGCAUCUUUCCCAAUUUUCCCAGCCAUUUUUUUUUAAAUUCCCCUUUUUCCUGCACCUGACUUUUCAUCCUGAUGAAGUAGAGAAUUUGGGAGACCACGCUAUCCAAAUGGACGGACACACCCUGACACAGAGAUAAUCUGAGGCAAAUCAAAUCAAGCGAGGCCAAAGGAUUGACUUUCCACAGAGUGAGUGAUAGCGUCACAGUUCGGGAGGUUGAUGUCACGCGUUUUGGCAGCUGCGAGGCAUUUGAGCCCGGAAAUGGUGCUCACCUGAGUCACAGGCUCUGCUAUGACUGUGGACGUCACCCUAACGGGAGAUUCAUAUGGCACUCCAUGAAAGGUCCCAUGGGGGUGCUCUGAUGGAAUUCAUCAGAGCUCCCAGGGCAAAUUACACGAUAAUUGGAGAGGCGAUUCGCUAUGUCAUCCCGGCACAUAUGCAAUGUUCUAUUGGCUGUGGAGGUCAAAGCUGCAAGUAUGACAACCCAAAUUACUGGCGUGAUGACCAACAGGCAAUUAAAGGCCUCUACUCAUCAUGGGUGACUGAUCACCUCCUUGCAAUGUCCAGACCCUCAACUGAAAUCAUUGAAAAGUAUAACAUUAUUGAGCAAUUCAAAAGGAAUGGCAUUAAAACCGUGAUCAAUCUACAGAUACCUGGUGAACAUGCCAACUGUGGAAACCCUCUGGAGCCACAGAGUGGUUUCUCCUACAAUCCAGAGGUCUUUAUGGAAAAUAACAUUUAUUUCUACAAUUUUGGAUGGAGUGACUAUGGAGUGGCCAACCUUACGACUGUUCUGGACAUUGUGAAGGUUAUGGCCUUUGCUCUGCAGGAGGGGAAGAUAGCUGUACACUGUCAUGCAGGUCUUGGAAGAACAGGUGUGUUACUGGCAUGUUUUUUGGCCUAUGCCACUAGGAUGACUGCCAAUCAAGCAAUUUUAUACAUUAGGGCCAAACGCCCUGGUUCUGUUCAGACGCGCAGUCAGCUGACCUGUGUCCGUGAGUUUGUCCAGUUUCUUGGGCCUUUAAGGAGUGUGUUUUGUUGUAGUGAGCCUCGAUCCCAACCUGUCACCUUGGCCCAAUACCUCAAUCGCCAGAGGCACAUCUUGCAUGGCCUUGAGCGUAAAGAAUUGAGGCACCUGCCUAAGAUUGUCCAACUUGUUUCCCGGCUCCUGUUGGAUAUCGUAGAGAAUCGACAAGUGAUCGAGGAGGACAUUUUGGAGGCGCCAGACAUCCAAGAUAUUGAGAUGACUCUGAGCAUCAUUGAAAAGCUUGGACCUCAGUUUUCUACAAAGGAGCCUCGCUUACCAGGCUCCCCCACAUUACCGAGACAUUUUCAUGAACCGCCGCUCUUCUACCACCGCAAGAGUCUUAGUUAUAGUGAGUCUGAUUUAAGACGUCUGGGCUCACAGCUCAACCUCCUCACACAACCCUUGGGCUCUCUCUCACAGGAUAAUAUCGCCAGGCCCAUUUCUCCAUCUGUCUGUAGGGGACCUCCAACCCAAUGGAAGAGUUGGAAUAGUAACACAUCUGACCUCUCCCAAAGCUCCACAGGAUCACUCUGGCAAGUCAAGAAUGAUGAAAAGGAUGGGUCCAUUUUGUUAAAGAAAGUUAAGCAGAUGCCCAUACAACGCAGCGGUUCUGUUGGAAACAAUGGGCCACUCAAAAAAGGUAGCAUGCUCUCCAGAUUGAAAGCAGAGCAAAGGGAGGAGUUGGCAGAAAACGAAAAGAAAUCUCACUGUAGGGAUGAAGAGCAGUCGGAGGUUCCAUAUAUUACCCUGCAGUCUGAAUUGUCACUGGAGGCCAGGAGGCUGCUGGUGGCACAGGCCCUAGCAGUGGACCUUUUCCUGGAUGGGGAGCAGGAACACAGGAACAAAGUGUUAACAUGGCAGGCUGAAUUAAAUCAAGGCGGUGCAUGGGAAAGGCUAUGCAUGGAGCGGGAUCCCUUCAUCCUUACAGGUCUGAUGUGGGCAUGGUUAGAGCAGCUUAAAGAGCCAGUCAUCUGCCUUCAAGAUGUCAUAUCCCUAAAGCCUGACAACAUUGAUGCUCAGACUGUCCUCAACACAUUUGGUCAGGCACCCAAGGAAACACUGCUAUGCAUACUAGACUGUAUGGCUCAUCUACUGACAGUACCAGAGGAGGUUGAAAAUGCAUUCCUGAAUCGUGCAAUCAAGGCUUUUACUUGGGUAAGACUACAUGUGAAUUCAAUUAGUUGUCAUCAAUGUCAAAUGAUGUUCACACUUCAACAGACGGAAAGCAAUUCCAACAAUGGAAGCCAAGUUUAUGAGUCCAUGACUAGAGUCCUACGGUGUGUCCUCGAGGACAUGAGAUGUGUUGCCACCAAAGAAGAAGAAUCUACAAUGUCUUCUUUUUCUUUUGUGUAGAUACUUCUAUAUGUGGAAACGUGGAGGAGACUUUGUGCCUUAUAUUUAUUAUAUUACCAAUGUUGUGAGGUGAAUAGUGGUACAUACCGUCUUAGCAUUUCUGUAUUCCACACUGAGGUAACUCAAUGAAGAACAAUUAAUAUGCAAUGUAUACUGCCUUAUGACUGGUCAACUUCAGUUCCAGAACUAGUCAAGUAUCAAUAUACAGUACUUUUCCAGGUUUAUUGUAGCUCACAUUCCACUAUAUCAAUGCCUUUAAGGUAACAAUGUUAUCUUUGUGUAAAUAACCAAAGAAGGUAAAAAUAAAAAAAAACACGCAUAAUUUACAGUGAAUUAUCUUUUUGGUGGCUGUGCAAAAAGUACAUAUAGGCAAUUUUUUGUUUAGGCUCAGGAGGUGAAUGUAUAAGCUUUUAAAACAUCUCUGCCAUCUUUCCCUUGGACUGAACCAACAAUGCUGGAGAAGUCACAGGAGACGAGGCUGAAACCUCUAAAAAGCAAAGGACACAAAGCAGAGCAAUGUAAUUAGAUGCAAUACAGUUCCUGACAAAAGUCUUGUCGCUUAUCCAUUUUGUAGAAACAAUUGCUAAUAACCUGACUUUUAAUUAUUCAAUUGGUUUCAGAAAUGGCUCAUAUGAAAGCUAAGACAAAAAAUAUAUUAGUUACGCUGAAAAAAGAUUUAUCAUUUAAUGAAGACAUAAAGGUCAAAUUUUGGCAAGACAAAAGUUUUGUCGCCUGCAGAGAGUAGUGUGAAAAUUGAACAAAAAUGUACUUCAUA
Messenger RNA from Corythoichthys intestinalis (scribbled pipefish), 5429 nucleotides. RefSeq names its product protein tyrosine phosphatase domain containing 1b (gene ptpdc1b). Gene Ontology annotation, molecular function: protein tyrosine phosphatase activity; protein tyrosine/serine/threonine phosphatase activity. Gene Ontology annotation, cellular component: cytoplasm. Gene Ontology annotation, biological process: cilium assembly; protein dephosphorylation. The transcript has 9 exons. Bases 2600 to 4654 code for a protein of 684 amino acids. Lineage: Eukaryota; Metazoa; Chordata; Actinopteri; Syngnathiformes; Syngnathidae. The record is from RefSeq and is a predicted model, not a curated record.